Penicillium cataractarum is the source of this 372-nucleotide messenger RNA. RefSeq lists its product as uncharacterized. The annotation marks the transcript as partial. NCBI's taxonomy places the organism in Eukaryota, Fungi, Ascomycota, Eurotiomycetes, Eurotiales, Aspergillaceae. The transcript has 2 exons. The record is from RefSeq and is a predicted model, not a curated record.
UGGAAGGGUCAUAUAAAAGCUGCAGCUGAGGCUCAAGAAGUCUGGCAGUAUAUAGACCCCGACCUCUCAGAUCAAGAGAUAUCAACAAUCCCAAAGGGGCUUCAACCGCCGGAUAUCCAAACGCUAGACCUCUCGGCAGACGAGAGGGCACAUCUGACCUACCUGGUAUCGGCGUAUAAGAAGAAGCAAAAGCAGUGGGAUAAGGUCAAAGAAAGGCUAGCUAAAAUCAACCAAUUGAUUAUCCAGCGAGUUGACCGGGACGUUGAUGAACUGAUACUCGGUAUCAGCAGUCCUCGAGAGCAAUUAAAGCUUCUUAAGGGCCGAUUUACCACUAGAGAGGAAGACCGUUGGUUAAGAUUAAGAGAGACCUAG